This is a messenger RNA of Manis javanica (Malayan pangolin), 2011 nucleotides long. RefSeq names its product glycoprotein V platelet (gene GP5). Gene Ontology annotation, cellular component: plasma membrane. The record is from RefSeq and is a predicted model, not a curated record. Lineage: Eukaryota; Metazoa; Chordata; Mammalia; Pholidota; Manidae. Gene Ontology annotation, molecular function: protein binding.
GGCGAACCUUCCUCUUCCUUUUCACAGUGCUGAAUCGCAGGCGAAGCUCUAAAGCUUGCAGUUGCUUUGAGCUGCAGCACCAUUUCAGACAUGCUGAGGAGCACUCUGCUGUGCGCAGUGCUCGGAAUCCUGGGGGCCCAGCCCUUCCCCUGUCCGCCAGCCUGCAAGUGUAUCUUCCGGGACGCCGCGCAAUGCUCUGGGGUCAAUGUAGCACGUAUCGCCGCGCUCGGCCUUCCCACCAACCUCACGCAUAUCCUGCUCUUCCGAAUGGGCCGCGGCGCCUUGCAGAAUCACAGCUUCAGUGGCAUGACGGUCCUGCAGCGCCUGAUGCUGUCAGACAGCCACAUUUCUGCUAUUGCCCCAGGCACUUUCAAUGACCUGGUAAAACUUAAAACCCUGAGGCUAUCACGCAACAAGAUCACCCAUCUUCCGGGCGCGCUAUUGGACAAGAUGGUGCUCCUCGAACAGUUGUUUUUGGACCGCAACGAACUAAAGGGCCUUGAUCAAAACAUGUUUCAGAAACUUGUUAACCUGCAGGAGCUCUUUUUGAAUCAAAAUCAACUCGCUUUCCUUCCUGCUAGCCUCUUCACAAAUCUGGGGAACCUGAAAUUGUUGGAUUUAUCGGAAAACAAUCUGACCCACCUGCCCAAGGGAUUGCUUGGGGCACAGGCUAAGCUUGAGAAACUUCUGCUCCACUCGAACCAGCUCAUUUCUCUGGAUUCGGGGCUGUUGAGUAACCUGCGCGCCCUGCUGGAGCUGCGGCUCGACGGAAAUCACAUCCGUUCCAUUGCACCCGGUUCCUUUGAUCGGCUCCGAAGCCUGAGCUUUUUGACUCUUUCCAGCAACCAUCUCGAGUUUCUGCCCUCGGCACUCUUUCUUCAUUCGCACAACUUGACUUUCCUGACCUUGUUCGAGAACCCGCUGGAAGAGCUCCCGGAGGUGCUCUUCGGAGAGAUGGCCGGCCUGCAGGAGCUGUGGCUGAACCACACCCGGCUGCGCUCCCUGCGGGCCGCUGCCUUCCGCAAUCUGAGCCGCCUGAUGGCGUUUGGGGUGACUCUGAGCCCGCGUCUGAGCGUGCUCCCAGAGGACGCCUUCCGGGGCCUGGGCCAGCUCCAGGUGCUCGCCCUGCACUCCAACAGCCUGGCCUCUCUCCCUGACGGCUUGCUGCGCGGCCUAGGCAGCUUGCGCCAAGUGUCGCUGAGCCACAACCGGCUGCGGGCCCUGCCCCGCGCUCUCUUCCGCAACCUCCGCAGCCUGGAGGAAGUCCACCUGGACCACAACCAACUGGAGACCCUGUCUGGCGACGUGUUUGAGGCUCUGCCCCGGCUGGCGGAGCUCCUGCUGGGGCACAACCCCUGGCGCUGCGACUGUGGCCUGUGGCCAUUCCUGGCAUGGCUGCUGCAGCACCCGGGUCUAGUGGGUCGAUCUGAGCCCCCGCGGUGCCGUGGCCCAGGGCAGCGCGCCAACCUGCCACUCUGGGCCCUGCCGGCCGGCGACCCAGGGUGUCAGGGCACCCCGGGCCCGCCUCUCUACCCUACCGCUGACAGCUCCUUCGAAGUCCCCACCCAGUCUGCACUGCCCGCGGCCUCUGUCCACCCUGCCUUGGUGCAUAACAGCUUAAAACCGGGGGCCUGGGCCCAGCUGGUGGCCAAGGACAAACGUCAAGACCAUAGCCUGUUCUGGGGACUUUAUUAUCUGCUUUUAGCCGGUCAGGCCAUAAUAACGGCGGUCAUUGUGUUCGUCAUGAUUCAACUCAGCAAGCUCUUUCGAAAAUUAAUCAGUGAAAGAACUCUUGGUUAAGUCCAUAGGAAAGCCUUCCAAUUAAUUAAAAUGUGACCAGAGUAUUGCCAGCUGCCCUCCUCUCCCUUCUCCCGCCUCCUCCUCUCCCUCUCCAUCCCACCCUCCCUCACCCUCUCCCUCUCCUGGUCAAACCCACUUCCCUGUUUCCAAGGCCCUGGGCCUGUCUCCCGCACAGAGUAGGUGUCUGGUGAAUGUGAAAUGAAUGAAUAAA